This is a messenger RNA of Solea solea (common sole), 1516 nucleotides long. Its product is annotated as cilia- and flagella-associated protein 251-like. The transcript has 12 exons. The record is from RefSeq and is a predicted model, not a curated record. Lineage: Eukaryota; Metazoa; Chordata; Actinopteri; Pleuronectiformes; Soleidae. The coding region runs from base 139 to 603 and encodes 154 amino acids.
CUGUCAUUGCAGAGCAUGUGAUGGGAGUGAAGGUAUAAGAGGCCGCGGAGCGACAACAACACAAACACAACACAAACAAAUCCAGAGUGACAUUCAAACUCUUCCACAGCCGACACAGCAGCAGCAGCAGCAGCAGCCAUGAGGUUUUUACAGCCUGUGUUUGUUUUCCUCACUGUGGCAGCAUUUCACAGCGCUCUUUCAGCAUCUCUGGAGUCUGCAGAGAAAGAGGAAAAGGUUCCCCAGUAUGAUGGGCUAACUGAACUGCAGAAAAUAGACCAGAUCGAGUUUGAGGCCGCUCAAAAGAGGGAGACCGCUCAGAUUAACGGCACAGACACAGAGCGCAGUGAGGACGUCCACUACCUCGAGGCUGCUCAGGAUGAAUCUGAGGAGGAGCGGGCUGAGCCUGAGGUCGACAGCACGGAGGAAGGGGGCCACUCUGACGCUGCAGCUCGUGAGGAAACAGUAUCUGAAUCUUCUGAGGAAGUCGAAGGCAGACAGAAGCAUGAGCAUCAUGAUGCAGUGAGCAGUCUGGAUGCAGAAGUCAACGAGGAGUCGUCCGAAGAACAAGGUGUAAAUCUUGCAAACGUGUUCUAUGUGAGUUAAUGAACAGCCACGUGACGCGUCCUCCUCCUCCUCCUCCCUGCCCCAUCGUCUUUGCUCACAUCAUCCAGACGGUGAUUAACAUAUUUUGGGGGGGAGGUCGCCGCAAAAGUACCUGCUGCUGUGGCUGCGAGAUGUGGUGGAAGUGUGUUUUUGAGUCACUCGGUGAAAGUGAAAUUGUAGGUUGUGAAAUCAACUGGACCAGUGAAAAGAGCCAGUCAGAGCCAGUCUGGUCUAGACUUAAAUAGUGUCAAACCAACCCCCCCCCCCCCCCCCCCGGCUGACUUCUACAUGAAGAAAACAGUGAGUAAUCACACAUUUAAAACCCACUAGCUUUUCAAAAACCCUUAAGACUUGUUCUCUUUUCCCCAGGUUUGAUGUAUACAAACAGUUCUCCUUGUAUGUGAGUAAAUCUAGGACAAGAAUCCAGGGCACGCUGAGAUGUCCCCUGCUGCUUAUUGUGCUUGAUUUAUUAUGUAUCAUUGGCUUCUGGUUAUUUUUAGACCAAUAGAUGCACUGUCCCUGUCCUGAAGGAGGCUCAAAGUCCUUUUUUUUUCUCUUCUAAAAAACAAGAAAAAAAGAAACAUUUAUUGAAUUCUUUUCAUCCAAGGUCAUGGAUGCAGUGAUAAAAGUCGACUGUGUCAUUCUCCGUGUUAGAUAAGCCACAUUCCUGAGUAACAGGUGUAAAAACAUAAAAUAAACUCAACUAGGGGUAUUUAAUUCUUCUCCUUUUGGGGGUAGAACAGGACUGGCAUUGUGCUUUACAGCAGUGCGGUCAUCACUCUGCCGUACAAGUGAGUCAUACUAGAAAAAACUCAUGUUUUUUCUUCCUAUAAGGGAGCUUGGAAAACUACUGAAUUGUGGCGUUUGCAAUUUAAAGCUAGCGUAAAGGAAUUCUCUCUUGUCUGUCCCUGCG